Messenger RNA from Myripristis murdjan (pinecone soldierfish), 3043 nucleotides. It is a transcript of the gene shisa4, whose product is annotated as shisa family member 4. The transcript has 5 exons. The coding region runs from base 195 to 827 and encodes 210 amino acids. The record is from RefSeq and is a predicted model, not a curated record. Lineage: Eukaryota; Metazoa; Chordata; Actinopteri; Holocentriformes; Holocentridae.
CACAGCCGCGAUGUGUCAUUUCGACGGAUAAAUUACCGAUCGUCCAAACCCGUCCCGCCUGAUAUGCAAUUCCUGGCUGGAAUUAUAAUAAUGACGAAAAGGAACUGUUAGGCAGAUUUUUUUUUUUUUUUUUUUAAUGUAAAUAGCCGCUCUUUUAUACGCCCACGCUUUAAAUUGUGUUCGCUUGUUUGAGGAUGAGGAUGUUCUUCGCAGCGGGCAACAUGUCCCUGAUCGCGGUGACUUUGGCGCUCACCGUCGUCCUCUCUGCUUCUCAGGUUGGUGCCAACGAGGACUGCCUGUGGUACGUGGAUAAAAACGGCACCUGGCACAACGGCUUCGACUGCCCUCUAAUCACGUUCUGCUGUGGGAACUGCCACCGGCGCUACUGCUGCCUGGACGCCUUCAAGAUGAUCACAGAGCGGGAGCAGAAGCGCUGCAUGCUCUUCCAGUUCAGUCCCACCACUAUAGCUGGCAUUGCCUCCUCCAUUCUCCUGUUUGUGGCUAUCAUCGCCACGAUGGUGUGCUGCUUCAUGUGCUCCUGCUGUUACCUGUAUCAGAGGAGGCAGCAGCGGGGCAGGACACCCUACGAUGCCCAGCACAUCCCUAUGGCCAGCUACCCAGUGGAGCCCAUGUAUGACGCCUACGGAAAACCGCUGGGACCCGUUGAGUACCCACACCCAGGGUAUCCGAUGGCACCGCAGUACCCUGGCAUGCCCCCGCAGUAUCCAGUGAUGCAGCCGGGGCCCUAUCCCGCAUAUCCAAUGGCAGAUCCUGGAUACAGCCAGGCUCCUCCACCUUAUUCUCCACCUCAGUACCCUGGCCAUUGAUGGGCCAGCUUACACACACACACACACACACACACACAAUGGGACAUAACAGAAGAGAAUAAUGACUGUGUCAAGAGGAAAAGGAAACACAUGCACACACGCACAUACACGCACACACACGCACACACGCACACACACACACACACACACACACACACACAUAGCUUGACUAGCAGUGGUUUGCCUGUGAAAGAUAACCAGAGGCACUUUAAGGUUUUUCUUUAUUCCUCUUUUUUUGUUUAUUUAUAACUUUGUCCCACUUUUGUGUUUGCCUGAGUCAAAUUUGUUUCUGCAACCUGACGCCUAAUUCCUCGUGGCGGUUUCACAGAGGGAAUGUCACACCAUCCCCAAAGUGAGGAGGUAUUCUGCCCCAGCAUCACUUCCUCCCUGCUCCAACUUCCUGCCCUGACACACACACACACACACACACACACACACACAUACACACACUCUCUCUCACUUAAAUAACAGGGUUAUAUCUAAAGGAAGGAGGUAAUAACCGUAGGGAGGGAGGUUGCAGAAAUAAUAUAUAAAUAAAUAAAUAAUCCCUUCCUCACCCUUAAUAUAUUAUGCGACUUGAUCACUGCCUCAGGCUGCAUUCCAGGACGUGUCCGUCGAUGAUCCACAUUCCCCUUUCUCUCAGAUGUGAUUACAUGAUGUCUGUAUAUUUCUUGUUUGCUUGUUUCUUGAUCUGCUGGUGGGCAAAGGGAAAACGACACAGUGGAACAAGGGGUGCGUGUUUGACUGGAGCGUAAGGCGGAGUGUGAGGCACGGUCUUACGCCCCGAGAGACAAAUUUGCUGAGAUGGUUUUGGGAGAAGCGUUUAGUCAGCCGUCACGUGGCAGCUCAGUUGCACCAUGUUGGGUACGUGACUGACAAACAGCUUCAGGAUCGUAGAUUAGGUCAGAUACACUGCUCUAACGCAUCAUCUCAACUCUAGCAUGCUUACCGAUGAGUUAUCUGUUCUCUCCUGCUUCUUCUGGUUUUAAAUACUUAGAGAUGAGUCAUUAGACUAAUCCCAUACUGUCAGCUAGAAUGUUUUUUAUCAGUGGUAACCAUGUUCAAUGAUUUACUUCUUGUAACAUAUCAGGUCAAGGGAGCUGCAGGUCGUGCAGCUUGGUUGAUAAAACAAUAUGUCCCGCCUUACAAUAAUUAACCAUAGAAAAAAAAUGAGAUUAACUAUUUCAGUACAUAUUUUGUAAAUCGAUACAGCUGAAUAUUUUAUGAUAUUGUAAGAAGUUGUUAAAAAAAAUCUAAUCACUGUAACAUAAGAGACUGCAUUUUAAUACUAAGUUUACUAAGUACUAUGUUUUGGCAUCUUUCCAUUUGGUAUUGUAUUGUAUUUAUUACUGAGAUCACCUACUGUGAAUGGGUUCUCACCUUCUGGACAAGCUACAAAGCCAAAAACCACUACUGUAUAAAAAAAAAAAAAAAAAAAAAAAAAAGUUGAUUUUUUCCGCCUCUCUCUCUCUCUUUAAAGUUGUCCAUGUAAACAGCUUGGACAGAAAGUAACGGCCCUGUCGAUCAUUUCUCUUGCACUGACGCUGUGCCCUGUGUAAGAUGCUUGAAUCGUGGAACAUAAUGUCUCGAGCAUGUGUUGUACAGUAAACUCUGUUGAGCUGUCGUAGGCGAUGCCUGGAUUCUAUGUUUAUUCAGGUGCAAUGUCUUGAACAAGGCGACUGAUUCAUGGUACUGUUAAAACCAUAUGAGGCACAUAUUAAAAACUGCUAAGAACCCCCCCAGCCCCCAGCACACACACACACACACACACACACCGUCGAUCUCUGUCUGUCCCUGAUCAGAGAGGCUUGGGCUUGCUCUAACAAUUCCUCGAGACUUACUGCUGUAUCCUCUCUCAGUGUAAAACCAUGCAAGAGAUCAGAGUAAAAUUACUGCCUCUAGUUUACAGUGUGUGAUGUCCAUAUGUACAGAUUUACUGAGCCUUUGUAAAGCACAAGUAGAACACUGGAAAUUUCUGUCAAAGAUGCUGUCAUAGUUUGACAUUUUGCUCAAAAGGUGUUUCUGUUUAUUUGUGCUUCUGACCAACUCUAUGAGUGUGUUAAUUAAAUUGACAUCAAUUGCAAUAUAACUGUCUAGAUAUGGCUUUUUUUUCUCUCUGUUGUCAAAAUGGAUGGUACGAUAUUGUAAUAUAAAGUGAGUGGAAAAAGUUUUUAUUUCUAUUAACAUAAAAUUUAACUUUGGAAUGUAAAACACAA